Symbiodinium natans is the source of this 717-nucleotide messenger RNA. NCBI's taxonomy places the organism in Eukaryota, Dinophyceae, Suessiales, Symbiodiniaceae. The record is from the annotation of a GenBank genome assembly.
AUGGCCGCGGAUAUGAUGCCUGGGUUCCACAAGCUGUUGUCGGCCCAAGAUCGCAGCCUCCACUUACGCAAGGAGUUUGUCGUAAGGAUGGGCAACGUGCCUACCACCGAGUGCCCGAACUGCAACGGUACAGGGGCGGUCACGAGUCCCACAAACAUCCCGAUCGUGGUACGGGCCUUCGCAGGUGGGAUUUUGGGUGCUUCUCUUGGUCCUGGCGGCAUGGUGAUUGGUGCGGCCGGUGCAGCACUCAUGGAUGGCACCGUGACGACGUCACAGAAGUGCAGUCAGUGUAAUGGUCGUGGAAAAGUAGAGGUGGACAAAUCUCGCAAAGUCCAGCAUGCCUCCAGGACGCCAUCUGGUUGGCAUCGCCAAGGUGGCAAAACCAUGAAGAUGUAUCACGGAACAACUGCAGCCAAUGCUCAAUCGAUCCUCGAGAACGGCUUCAAGCCAUCGUCGAAUGGCAUGCUUGGUAAAGGAGUCUACGUUUCUGCUGACAUCGAGAAGGCCAAACGCUAUGGGCAUUCUGUCUUGGAAGUGGAGGCAAAGCUUGGAAAAACAAAGAAGAUCGAUUCGCAGAGUCAUCCCAUGCGCACCUCUUGGCAUAGCCAUGGGUAUGACUCUGCGUGGGUUCCGGCCAAUUGUGGGAUGGUGAGUUCGGGUCUCACUGAGACCUGCAUCUUUGAUCCAGACCGAAUCCGAGUCAUCAGGGAGGUGUGA